AGGCAACCCCGAAGCCGUGCAUCGACUGGGAGAAAUGCACUUCUUCGGCGACGCCCAAGCCGGCCUGCCCGCGAACCCCGCCGAGGCUCUGCGACACUUUGAAGAGGCGGCCGCGAACGGUGUCGCACACUCGCUGGCUAACCUUGGACUCAUGUACGCGAAUGGGAUGGGCGUGGAAGCCAACCCCGAACGCGCGGUGCAGUACUUUCAACAAGCGGCCGACCAAGGGAAUGCAUUUGCAGUGAAUGGCCUGGGCUACAUGUAUUGGACAGGCCAAGGUGUGACAAAAAAUACCACGAAAGCAGUAGCGUACUUUCAAAAUGCGGCCGAUUUGGGCUUCCCAGAUGCGCAUCAGUAUUUGGGUGCUGCCUACUUGGAUGGCACCGGAGUCAACCAGAACAAUUCGCUGGCAUUUUACCAUUUUUCGAUCGCUGCCAACGAAAGCGAUUCACGCCAGGCGUAUUUCAACCUCGGGAUCAUGCACUACAAGGGAUUGGGGACCCCUCGGUCGUGUCCACUGGCAGUUCAAGCGUUUCGACAAGUGGCGUGGCGCGCCGGACACUUUGACGACGCGCUGCUGUCCCCAGAACUGGGCCACGAAGCCUACACUCGCCGCGACUACCCCCGGGCGCUGCUGCAUUACUCGAUCUGGGCACUCGUGGGGGUCCCGCAGGCCGCGUGCAAUGCCGGAUUCCUCCUCGAUCAUGUCCACACUCAGCCAUUUGACACGACCCCGUCGCUGCAGCUCGCGAAAUCGCUCUAUGAAUCGGCCAAGGCGGACCCGGAAGCCCUGCGAAAGCUGGGUCAUUGCCACCGAGAUGGAUGGGCACACGCGUGCACGACCAAUGCCACCGCAGCGCUCGAGUAUUACGCCCAAGCAGGAACCCUCCACGACAGCGAAGCGUUGUACAGCGCGGGCAUGCUGUACACAACGAGAGGCGACUGGGACAAAGCGCAUCAAGCGUGGAACGUAUGCAGGAGCCAUGAGUUCCCGACCAACAUCCCGUGCAUUCUACCGGCCCUGGCCUUGGACAUGUGGACAGGAUUGGCGUGGAUGUGGACUUCGCUGCACGACGCUAUCGUCGUGUACUCAAUUUAA
Molecule: messenger RNA, 1099 nt
Organism: Aphanomyces astaci
Lineage: Eukaryota; Oomycota; Saprolegniomycetes; Saprolegniales; Verrucalvaceae
Exons: 4
Molecular function (GO): protein binding
Source: RefSeq, a predicted model, not a curated record